GGUGCUCCGCGUGGUACGUGAUGACGUCAUGAUCGUCACGCUGCGCAGGCGCAAAGCGCUGGGCGCUGUGAGGCGGUGGCUAUGGCGCUGAACAGGAACCAUUCGGAGGGCGGUGGCGUCAUCAUUAACAACAGCGAGAGCGUUUUGAUGACCUAUGAUCACAUAGAAAUUACCUUCAGUGAUAUCGAACCUGUGCCAGACGCCUUCAAAGGGACCAAGAAAGGGAGUGUUUUCUUGACUCCCUACCGAGUUAUCUUUGUAUCAAAGGGGAAGGAUGCGAUGCAGUCUUUUGUGAUGCCCUUUUAUUUGUUGAAAGAUUGCGAGAUUAAGCAACCUGUCUUUGGAGCAAAUUAUAUCAAGGGCACAGUGAAGGCAGAGGCGGGAGGUGGCUGGGAAGGAUCUGCCACGUUCAAGAUGACCUUUUCAGCUGGUGGUGCUAUUGAGUUUGGGCAGCGCAUGCUGCAGGUGGCAUCUCAAGUCUCCAGAGGUGAAAUACCCAAUGGAGCUUAUGGCUAUUCCUAUAUGCCAAAUGGAUCCUAUGCUUUCGCACCACCUGCAGCUAAUGGGGGCUAUCCGUACCCGCCACCUCCUCCUGAGUUCUAUCCUGGCCCCCCCGUGGUGGAUGGAGAUGUGGGUUACAUGCAGCUUCCACCCCCGCCAUACCCAGGGCCCAUGGAACCUCCUGCCAGUGGCCCAGACCUGCCUGCCACUCCUGCAGCUGAGGCGAAGGCUGCUGAAGCUGCUGCCAGUGCUUACUACAGCCCAGGCAACCCACACAACGUCUACAUGCCCACGGACCAGCCACCCCCUCCACCAUACUUCCCACCAGAGGACAAGAAAAACCAAUAAGCUGGCAGAGAACAUCUCCACAACUCAUUGCUUUCUGACUUCCCAUUUUGGCACAAUCCUGGGGCGUGGUCCAUAGGACAGGCGAGCAGAGCCUUCCUCCAAGGCACAUAGCUCCCACAGGCUUCUGUGGUAGCUGUGUGCAGGGCAUGGGGAGAGAUUUCUGCAGCCUGGGUUACCUUGUAGAGCUCUGAGGGUUUGCUGUCCUGCUGCAGGAUUCCCUUCUCCCUAUGUGUGACAUCACUAGAACUGGAGGUUCUCUUCAUGUCCAAUUGCUCCCCCUAGAUCUGUUCCUUUUGGUACUUAAAUCAUACCCCUUUAGAGUAAGGAACUGUUCCAAACCGAUAAUUAACAUGCUUAUAACGUGCAAACAAGGCUUUCAGGGGUGGGAGGUGUCUUGGGUUUACUGUAGUGUGCAGCCAGGAGCACCUCUGGGCACAGGGGUGUCUCUGGGUGUUCCUCUCAACCCAGGGUACCACAUCCAUCUUCUCCCUCUGUUACUGAGAAAGGGCUUCAAAGGGAACUUUUGGGAUCUCAAAGGAAAUGAAUACUUAUUACAUUUUUCGGAUACCUGUUCAACUUUCUUGUUCUUCUUAGUGAAGUCAUUCCUGACAAUCGUAGCAAAUGGUCUGGUAGCUCUCCAUGUCUCCUGUGGCACAGCGUGACAAUGCUUCUCUUCCUCAGAAAACAUACUGCUCUUCACAGAGCUGAUUAGUACCCUUUAACCAGUUACAAAUCGCAUGGGAACACUAAAUCCUGUUGGCUCUUCUUUCCAGUUUGAUAUGUGGGCUUGAGAUCACCAAGUCGUGAAUAUUCUCUUUGCAGUCUAUAAUGCGCUUUUUAGUUUCCCUCUGCUGUAACCCAAGUUAUGCUUGUUGGCCAGUGAAGCAUUGUCCUGCUGUGGUUUAACUGGUGAAUUAAUAGCUAAUGGGGAGAAAAUAGUUGCUUUACUUCUGCCUUGGAAGCACUUGAGAGAAGUUGGAAUAAGCUGUUCGGUAGGACUGAGCUGCUCAUUUGAAUGUUGUUUAAUGCUGUUAGUGGUCCUGGAUCAGCUGUGAGUUUACUUCCCAGUAACUUGAAUGUGAGCUCCUUGGACUGAGGGUUCGAGCAUUCUCUUUCUGUAGCAUGGAUCCAUUGAUCUCAUUGGCAGCAACUGCAGCACACAGGACUUCUGCAGGACCAUCAGUAACCCGUUUGUAAAACUUUGCAUUGUACAAAGCUUUGCACAAACCAGACUGAACUGAUUUCUAACAGCGUCUGUGAGAGAAAACCCUGGCAAGUGCGAGGAAAUAUUGUGUGCUAGGAAAUUCCUGAGACUUGCUGCAUGCAGCCUGCUUGGAGAGGAAAAAGGCCCAUUUCUUGUUUUCUUUUUGUUUGAGUCCAGCUGAUUAAUCAAAUUGCUGCUGUCUGUGCACUGACUUUUCUAGAAUUGCUACCGCAGUAGCAACUAAAAUUUAAAAAAAUAUUUAUUUUGAAAACGUUUAAUAUAUUAAUGUGAAAUGA
Molecule: messenger RNA, 2349 nt
Organism: Cuculus canorus (common cuckoo)
Lineage: Eukaryota; Metazoa; Chordata; Aves; Cuculiformes; Cuculidae
Gene: WBP2
Product: WW domain binding protein 2
Exons: 8
Coding region: 82-849 (255 amino acids)
Biological process (GO): positive regulation of DNA-templated transcription
Cellular component (GO): nucleus
Molecular function (GO): chromatin DNA binding; transcription coactivator activity
Source: RefSeq, a predicted model, not a curated record